AUGGAGCAAGUCGCUUCCGGGAGUGGUCAGCAAACACCACGGAGAAAGUGGAGAUAUUUGAAGGCGAUGUCCUUUAUGGAAAAGACUCCAAAUUCCAGGCGUUUCCAAUCCCUUUUGCAGAAAAAGAACAGUUACGCUUUCGCGAAGUUUCUUGAGUCGGCAGGCGCAAGCAUAUCUACAAUGAUUGGCGAAUCUCGUAAGACUAAGACUAAUUCCACCGCACAACAUUUUGCAUCCUUGGCAGCAAAAAUUACAGAAUCCGGUCUUCCGUCAAACAUGGUUACACAAAUAGAGGCAAGAGAAUCGGCUUUUGUGUUUGAGGAAAUAAAUAAUUAUUUAAGUUACAAAUAUUGCCUCCCGCGUUGAAAUGUCGUCGCCCGAGGAAAGUGCUGU
Molecule: messenger RNA, 393 nt
Organism: Bactrocera tryoni
Lineage: Eukaryota; Metazoa; Arthropoda; Insecta; Diptera; Tephritidae
Exons: 3
Coding region: 1-366 (121 amino acids)
Source: RefSeq, a predicted model, not a curated record